UGUUGGAUGUUGUUAUUCGUCUUUAAGGCGACGCUGCCGAGUGUGACGUGUAAUCUAAUGGACGGGCCGCUUCUUUAUUAACAACCGCUUGUUUAGCUAUCUCGGUAGCUUGCUAGUCAACAUAGCCGAAACAUUGGAGCUCUUUAGACGCGUUCAGUGUAUAUUUUUCUGUGUUUUAAAACAUACUUCUUUCGUAUAGCUAGUUGCCCCAUUUAAUUUCAUAUUUACGUUGUAAAUCGGGUAGCUAGCUGGCUGGAUAAAUUAGAUUAGCUCCAGGCUAGUCGUUAAUGCUAACCCGCUAGCUAGCUAACAUCCCAGACCAUGAGUUCACUGAGCUACUCUCCUGUUAAAGAAGAGGAGGUCUGCUGGACGGAGAAAGAGGCUCUGGGGAUGAACAUUGUCAUGAAAGAAGAGGAGGAUGUUUCAGUAAAAGGAGAGGAAGAAGCUUUCAGAAUGAAAGAGGAGGAAGAGGAGGCGAUCAGUGUCACAUUGAAAGAAGAGGAUGAUGUUACAGUGAAAGAAGAGAGAGAACAUUUUAGAGUGAAAGAUGAAGAGGGGAUAGAGACUGUCACAGUGGAAGAAGAGAAAGAACCCUUUGUAGUGGCAGAGGGGGCUAUCUUAAGAAAAGAGGAGGAAGACGUUUUGGGAGAUGAAGAGGAAGGAGAGAAGACUGAAGAUUUGAUUAACACCAGAGAGAGACCAGACUCCCACUCUGACAGCAGGAAGAGUCCUUCAGGGGAACCAGACCCAGAGACGCCCAAACCAGCGAGACGACACCACUGCUCCCACUGUGGAAAGAGUUUUAGUUGGUCAGGGUACCUAAAACAGCACGAGAGAAAACACACAGGAGAAAAGCCUUUCCAAUGUUCCCAGUGUGGAAAGAGAUUUACCUGGUUAGGGAGCCUAAGGGAGCAUAAGAGAAUACACUCUGGAGAGAAACCGUUCCACUGUUCCCAGUGUGGAUUGACUUUCGCCUGGUUAGGUAGCCUGAAAACCCAUGAGAGUUCACACACAGGGGAAAAACCUUUCCAAUGUUCCCAGUGUGGAAAGCGUUUUACCCAGUUAGGGAGGCUGAAGGAGCAUGAGAAGAUACACACAGGUGAAAAACCUUUCCAAUGCUCCCUGUGCGGAAAGAGUUUUACCAAGUUAGGGGCCCUGAAGGAGCAUGAGAAGAUACACACAGGAGGAAAGCCUUUCCAAUGCUCCCUGUGCGGAAAGAAUUUUACCCGCUUAGGGAACCUAAAAGAGCAUGAGACAAAACACACACAAGAAAAGCCCUACCAAUGCUCCCUGUGCGGAAAGAGUUUUACCAAGUUAGGGGCCCUGAAUAGGCAUGACAGGACACACACAGGAGGGGAUAAGACGUACUACUGCUCCCUGUGUGGAAAGACAUUUAACCGAUUAAGACAUCUGAAUAAGCAUGAAAUAAUACAUACACAGGAGGAGAAGACAUACCACUGCUCUCAUUGUGGAAAGACAUUUUCCCAGUCAGAGGACCUGAAAUCACAUGAGAGAAUAGAGAGGCUGUGUUCUGACUUGUGUUUUUGACUGAGAAUUUGUGUUUUUGUUCAUGCCAAAUGAAAUCAUAUUGUUUUAUAUGAAAUCAUUAAAAAUAUCCCAACUUUAAAAAAAAAAAUGUUUAUCUGGAGACCUGAUCUAAAAUCAGAUUAAACACAAUUUGUAUUUUGUUUUGAUUAUGAACUUUAAUGGAUACAACUAUAAACCCUCUGUUGUUCAUUAUAAUUUGGGGAUAUUAUUAUAUAGAUUAAUGGAGUUUUGGAUUUCUUGAUUCUAACCUAAAACCUCUUGGAUGUGAUGUGAUCUGGCUUUUCGCUAAAUCAAUUUGAUUGAAUACACGAUUUAGAUAUUGCACCAUGUACAUUAUGGAAUAGAUUAAUAGAAUGAGCAUUUCUUGAUUUUGAACUUUGAAACCUCUUGAAUUUAGUCGUUUUGUUUCAUUGAGUUAAUUUGUUUACUAGUCGUCAAGAUAAAGGACGAUGAAAAUGUGAU
Oncorhynchus mykiss (rainbow trout) is the source of this 2010-nucleotide messenger RNA. The record is from RefSeq and is a predicted model, not a curated record. NCBI's taxonomy places the organism in Eukaryota, Metazoa, Chordata, Actinopteri, Salmoniformes, Salmonidae.